Molecule: messenger RNA, 387 nt
Organism: Paracoccidioides lutzii Pb01
Exons: 2
Coding region: 1-387 (128 amino acids)
Source: RefSeq, a predicted model, not a curated record
AUGACCCAACCCAAUGGCUGGUCGAUGACCAGUGAUCCGGAAACGCUUCGACAAGGAACACCCGUGUACCAGAAUGCUCGAAACCAAGCCAAGGAGAAGAGAGAUGAAUUUAUUAGAUUGGCAAAUGAAUCCAAUCAUUUGGCUGAAUUGCACCGUUCCGCCUUAACCAAUAAACGCAACGCCCGACUCAUCGGAUGGCUCCGACAUACUACGUCACAUGACCACCAGACGUUCAUACGGACCGUCGCAACCCCAGUGUUAACCUUUGAGGAAGAAAGAGUCUCUUUUAAUGACACAAAGUACCCAAAAGCAAGGGAAUCAACCAUCUGUGAAGCGGUCAGAUUGCGUAACGGUUACCUUGAACUAGAAAUUCAGGAUGAGUUUUGA